CAACCCCAACAGGUUUGCAGUGCAGACCGUUAAAGCCCUGCUGCGCCAGCUGCUGGGUGAGGACGUGUUGAUGGCGAUCGGUCGCAAGUGUGGCUGGGACAUGCUCCUCAAGGCUGACAGCCACCACUAUGCAGUGGGUCUGCUGGCCAGGGAGCUGUGCCGUGUCUCCCGCUCCUUCGGUCGCACCAUCGCCGUCAGCCUGCUCCCGCGGCUCAGCAGGGGAGAGCCCCUGUGGGAACUGCCUGCCCUGGCGUUCCUGGUGGAGGUCCUGCACUGCCUGAACGCCAGACAAUGUGGGCCCAGCGUCCUGCAGAUUAUUUCCAGGCACCUGCGCAGUCAGUGCCCGGAGAGGCGUCGCCUGGCGCUCCGAGGCCUGGUGGUGCUCAGCAAGGCUCCCUCAAUGGCUAAGAGCAUCCGGAGCCUGAAUGAAAGCCUCCUGGAGCUACUGCAGGAUGCAGACACAGACACGGUUCAGAUGACCCUCUCUGUGUUCAUCAAUGUGCUGGGCUUGAAAAUCAUCCAAAUAUCCAGCCCCACUGCCCUGAAGUUUCUUGAGGCGCUGCGGCCACUCUUUGAUAACGAGCACAGCCAGCUGCAGCAGCUCUCCAUGCUCCUCUUCCGGGAGCUGAUGGAGGCGACAGAGAGGAGCAAGAGCCUAAAGCCACACGUGUACCUGAGUCUGGUGCCAUUCUACUUCAACUGGCACGAUGAGAACCAGCGUGUGGCAGAGGCCUCUCGGAGAGCACUGUUUGGUGCAGCCAAGUUCCUGAAGUGGAGGGAUCUUGAGCACUUGGUGACCAUGGAGCAGCCGUGGAGGUUUCCCGAGUGCCUGCUGGAAAAGGACAGGAGCCGAGUGGGCCAGUACGUGCACCAGGCCCUGCCGUUCCUGGAGAGCCCAGAGGAGCCCCUGCGAAAGCUGGCCAUCAAGUUUCUGGGGAUCGCCGCCAGGUCCAUGAAGCAGGAGCAGCCAGAGCUGCAGCUCAUCUGCCAGGCCCUUCAAGGCAUCACUGAUGACAGCCCUGCCGUCUCAAACCUGGCCAUUGAAACGCUCCACAUCAUCAGAGCUCCCGUAGAGGCAUGA
Pipra filicauda (Wire-tailed manakin) is the source of this 1081-nucleotide messenger RNA. RefSeq names its product maestro heat-like repeat-containing protein family member 7. NCBI's taxonomy places the organism in Eukaryota, Metazoa, Chordata, Aves, Passeriformes, Pipridae. Gene Ontology annotation, cellular component: cytoplasm. The coding region runs from base 71 to 1081 and encodes 336 amino acids. The transcript is spliced from 11 exons. The record is from RefSeq and is a predicted model, not a curated record.